This is a messenger RNA of Talaromyces atroroseus, 1011 nucleotides long. RefSeq names its product Golgi apparatus membrane protein tvp38. Lineage: Eukaryota; Fungi; Ascomycota; Eurotiomycetes; Eurotiales; Trichocomaceae. Gene Ontology annotation, biological process: vesicle-mediated transport; mitotic spindle elongation. The transcript has 3 exons. The coding region runs from base 1 to 1011 and encodes 336 amino acids. The record is from RefSeq and is a predicted model, not a curated record. Gene Ontology annotation, cellular component: Golgi membrane.
AUGACUCUCGUUCAAAAGACACUGGCCGGCCUGGCUGCGCUUCUUUCACUCGCUGGUGGCGUGGCGUUCAUGAUCCUUGCAGGUAAAAUCUUUAUCUGGCUCGGACCAGUGGCUGACAGGUGGGAACGAUCGCCGUUGGCCUAUAUCGUCGUAUGGCUGUUGAUUAUCCUGGUAUCUUUCCCGCCAGUCGUGGGCUGGGCGACACUUGGAACAAUAGCCGGCUUUCUUUUUGGAUUCUGGAAAGGGUGGAUUGUCUACACGACGGCCACUGUAAUCGGCUCGACACUUUCGUUUAUUAUUUGCCGCACAGUGCUUUCGGGCUUUGUCCAUCGCAUGUUGGAGAAUGACAAGCGAUUCGCUGCGCUUGCAUUGACUCUUAAAUACGAUGGUCUCAAACUCUUAUGCAUGAUCCGACUCUGCCCACUGCCGUACUCAUUGUGCAACGGCGCAAUAUCGACAUUUCCCACAGUUCAACCCCUCAAUUACGGUCUUGCUACGGCAUUAACAGCACCCAAGUUCAUGAUGAAUGCUUUUAUUGGAAGCCGAAUUCGCUUGUUAUCGGAGAAGAACGAAGAGAUGAGUGCUGGCUCCAAGGCCGUCAACAUCAUUAGCAUCAUAAUUUCAAUUUCUAUUGGCGUCGGCACUGGUAUAUAUAUCUAUAGAAGGACAUUGGCUCGCGCAAAAGAGCUCGAAGCUCAAGAACGGGCGGGCAUCCGACAAUCCAUACAAGAGGAUCACGCAGCAGGGCGUCCCCACCGUAGCUUCUCAAACGAUCCAGACGUCAAUGCGGCAGCGUCGACUUUGGCUCGCGAUGAAGAAGAACAGCUUGCAUUUCACGAUUUCGAUGAAGACAACAUCGAUUUGAUUGUCGAAGGAGACGAUCUAAACGAGCCCCGCGGCCCGAAACAGUAUCGAGAUGAGUUUACCGAUAAUGAUUCCGAUGUCUUUGGGGAUGGCGACGGAGAAGAAGACUCGGAGGCGUACGGACUGCAUAGCCACGUAAGAGAGUAG